AUGGUAAUCGGAAUCGCCAUGAUGGCGGCUAUGCUGCCAACUAUGAUUGGUAUGAAUGAGGCUACCCAGGGGUCUCGGGAUCAGGAAGAGGCUCGUCGCACUGAGGCCCGCAAGCAGCGCUCUCAUCUAGUGGCCACCUGCUCCAUCACUCAGGGCACCCCGGAGAUGCGGUCACAGGUACAUAAUGCCCAGGUCCAAGUGGGUCUGGACGGCAAACUCUAUAUCACCAAACAUCCUAGCUCCACCAUGGUGCCUUUUAACGGAGGAUUCUAUACACAUCCUGACUUCCCACCCAAUAACACCUCAGGGAUAGUAACCAUCAGUGGCGAAGAGGCCCCUACUCUUCGUUGGGUCUUUCUAGAUGCCAACACGCAUGAAAUGCGCUGGGGUGGUCGUCCAGACACCCAGGGCCAUAUCUGUGGGCCCUUUGACUGGACAAAAGAUGAGCAAAGGGUAACGCUUGAAGGAUGGGAAGGAUGGCUGGCAGUCCGAUUGCCCGAGGAUGAGCUUCAGGAGCAAGCAGAGAAGGAGCUGGGGAUUGACGGGCGCGACAUUUGGCGAUUAUAUUUCGAUCAGAAUGACGACGGUGCCAAUUUACCGGAAGGGGCAAAGGGACUGGAGAUCCAGCUGAAGCGAACGACAGCAGAGUCAUGA
Messenger RNA from Penicillium pulvis, 654 nucleotides. RefSeq lists its product as uncharacterized. The record is from RefSeq and is a predicted model, not a curated record. The transcript has 2 exons. Bases 1 to 654 code for a protein of 217 amino acids. Lineage: Eukaryota; Fungi; Ascomycota; Eurotiomycetes; Eurotiales; Aspergillaceae.